UCCAGGAAUGGCAGGGCGAGUCUGUAAACUUCUCCACAGCUUUUAUUUACCCGAAGGGGAGAGCCACGCGAUGAGUGCGUCUCUUCUUGAAGGGAGAAAUGAAAAUGCCCAGAAAAAAGACCUCUUACCCACCCCAAAGUCUGGAUUUACUCAUCCUGAGGAAAAUUUCCAAACAAACAAACAAACAAACAUGAUUUCCAGGGUGGAGCUCUCUCUGAGGGUCUUUCUACCAGACUACGGCUAUUUAACACAUAAGAAGCAGUCGGUGUUUGUACGUCCAAACGGUGGUCUUGAGAGAAAGGAGGAAAGCUUGUUAUUUCACACGUGGCCCGUGAUGCGCAGGUCAGCUUGCUCCCGUGAGGACUGGGUCGCCCCGAUGAAGAUUCCUCAGGGACAAUGUAUGGCCCCUAAUGACAGUGGCUACACAAUCACUUCUCCAAAAGUAAGGUGCGCUAACGGUCGGGGGGAGAACGGAUGCAACCUUUGACUGAGACAAUGAGUCAUAUUCUUUCAAGCUGGGAAGGGAAAGACCGUGGGCUCGAGCGUCAAUAGACUGAUGAAUCAACACAACUUUGCUGCAGUUUGCAUUCCUUUCUUUCUCAAGGAUGGAAAUUAAUAUCUGGCAUCUAUUGAGCCUUUUUUUCCAAACUUUAUCUCAGAAUAAAACCCUCAUUGUUGGAUGCAGUGUCUUGACAGUAAAUGGCAAAAUUAUUCCAUUAUUCUGCACCACCAUAGAUAAUCGGCCGACCCGGGGCAGGAGGAGAAGGUGCGGGGAGUGAAAAGGAGCUUCCGGGACCAAGUGGCCUUAGAAGCACAAAGCCAGUUUGAUAUGCUUAAUCCUUGCCACUUUCCCUCAGAGUACAAACGUGUUUUGAACUGCCAGAAGGCACUUUGCAAGGAUCUGCAUUUCCAUUUUUCUUCUUGAUUUUAUUGAAUUCAAGUCCAUGAGUAGUUAUUAAGCAGCUGCUGAGUAUUCAGG
Molecule: messenger RNA, 979 nt
Organism: Physeter macrocephalus (sperm whale)
Lineage: Eukaryota; Metazoa; Chordata; Mammalia; Artiodactyla; Physeteridae
Exons: 3
Coding region: 8-487 (159 amino acids)
Source: RefSeq, a predicted model, not a curated record